AUGCCAAGGAUCAUUAGCAACAGCAUCAUCUCAUCGUCCGACCAUCGGGAGGAAGCUCAGGGAUUACAUUCAUAUUACUGUCUCUGCAGUGAGUUUAUUCUCGUAAUUGAUAUGGAGUUAAGUCAAUUGCCCAGGAGAGAGACAGAUAACGCAGUGAUCAUUGAGAACGCAACGCGCAUGUAUAGACUACACACCAUUCAAGGAGAGAACAAGAUCGUAAAGAGAAGGCAAGUGCAUCAAGAUAAAUUCGAGAAGCAAUAUAGGCUGUAUUGUCCACGAUGCAAUUUGUUGAUCGCAUAUGAGACGACGCCUCAUUUGAAAGGUGGACCAUACACAUAUAUUGUCCAGGGAGCAUUGAAUGAGAUCCAGGGUGUACCACAUCAAGACUGGGAACUUGAUUUGCCAAAUAAACAAAUCGAUAUAGAUCAAGAUGACAAUAACAAUGCUCCGGAAGAUAUGGUUAUGGAUGAUCAAUCAGAGAUGGAAGCUAGGAGAGAGGGUAAUCAGGAUGCAGCAUCCAAGGCCAGGGCGUUUCUUAUAGCAUCGGCAACUUCGGCUUCUUGA
Messenger RNA from Lobosporangium transversale, 564 nucleotides. RefSeq lists its product as hypothetical. NCBI's taxonomy places the organism in Eukaryota, Fungi, Mortierellomycota, Mortierellomycetes, Mortierellales, Mortierellaceae. The transcript has 3 exons. The record is from RefSeq and is a predicted model, not a curated record. The coding region runs from base 1 to 564 and encodes 187 amino acids.